Messenger RNA from Tribolium castaneum (red flour beetle), 945 nucleotides. RefSeq names its product Protein-L-isoaspartate (D-aspartate) O-methyltransferase (gene Pcmt). Gene Ontology annotation, cellular component: cytoplasm. NCBI's taxonomy places the organism in Eukaryota, Metazoa, Arthropoda, Insecta, Coleoptera, Tenebrionidae. Gene Ontology annotation, biological process: protein modification process. The coding region runs from base 35 to 766 and encodes 243 amino acids. The transcript is spliced from 3 exons. The record is from RefSeq and is a predicted model, not a curated record. Gene Ontology annotation, molecular function: protein-L-isoaspartate (D-aspartate) O-methyltransferase activity.
UGGAAAAUUUUCGUUCUCGUCCGUAAAUAAAUUAAUGCGAUAUAUAUUGCUACUGAGUACUUUAUUGAUCUCUUGUUCGGUGAUGGCGUGGAGGUCCCACGGUAAAACCAACGCCGAACUAAUUCGAAAUCUGAGAGCGAACGGAAUUAUAAGGAGCGAUGCCGUCGAAAGUGCGAUGCUGUCAGUGGACAGGGGCAACUAUUCCAGAAACAACCCCUACAUGGACGCUCCGCAAGGCAUAGGUUACGGGGUCACCAUCAGUGCCCCCCAUAUGCACGCCCAUGCUUUGGAGCUCCUCAAAGACAAACUUUUAAAUGGUAAUAGGGCUCUGGAUGUGGGUUCUGGGAGUGGCUACCUUACCGCAUGCAUGGCCAUCAUGUUGGGGGAGAAAGGAAUUGCCGUCGGAAUUGACCACAUGCCAGAACUGGUCGAAAUGUCCAUCAAAAAUAUUGAAAGAGACCAACCAGAAUUAUUACAGUCUGGCCAACUGAGGCUUCUGUUAGGUGAUGGGCGGCAAGGGUACCCCGAUUUGGGGCCCUAUGACGCUAUACACGUGGGGGCAGCUGCCCCAACUUUGCCCCAACCCCUUGUUGAUCAACUGAAGGUUGGGGGCAGGCUAAUAAUCCCCGUGGGCCCCGCUGGGGGCGAUCAACAGUUAGAGCAAAUUGAUAAAUUACCAGAUGGUUCCAUUCAACGUAAAUCUCUUAUGGGUGUUGUCUAUGUACCUCUUACUGAUAAAUCCAACCAGUGGCCUCGUUCGUAUUGACAAUUAUUUGUAGGAGCUGUUUUUCUUUUUUCGUUGACUUUGAUUUGUUAUAAGUAUUUUAAAUCCUAAAUGCUCUGCUAGUCCAUUUUUUGAGGCGAGAUUAGUUAAUUUAUUUAUUUCCCUGCUACAUACACUGCUACAAAUGUAGGUUUACCCCCGAAUAAAUUAUUUUCAUUUAA